Molecule: messenger RNA, 555 nt
Organism: Mesocestoides corti
Lineage: Eukaryota; Metazoa; Platyhelminthes; Cestoda; Cyclophyllidea; Mesocestoididae
Source: the annotation of a GenBank genome assembly
AUGGCGUCCGAAGUUGACAUCGAGAAGCUUGAAAUCUCAAAGAACUUACUUCAAAUGAACUUCAUGAAACGAACUCUAAUUGCCAAAGAAAAGCUUGCUACGCCAAAAAAAUUGGAUGACUUGCCGACUGAAGAAGACUUUCAAUUUACGUUACCCAAGUCGGUUCGUGAGAGUUUAUCUCAGCGACUCGCUGUUGUUUCCAAAAAUCCGGUCGUGCGGCACGUGCCUGGACGUACCAUAAACACUAAUGUUGGUUUGCGAGUCAGUUAUGGCGGAUUCAAUCCCUACCUAUCCGGGGCGUCAGUUGAACCUACGACUCCAAUUGAAACGAAAGAGCCCCAAGUUCGUGCCAAAUACUCCGGUCGCAAGCUCAUAUCCGGCCACAAGCGCAAGCAUGAAGCUGAUCGCAUUGUUGAUUCUCAAGUGAACAGCAAACAGUACUUAGGACCCUACAAAUGCCGCUGCCUCCUGGAUGCACUUGCUAAUUGGCCUGCGACAAUAGACUCCUCGACUCCUGUCUGUCCAAAAAAUGCUAGUCAGGCUGCUAAAAAGUGA